Ruditapes philippinarum (Manila clam) is the source of this 1305-nucleotide messenger RNA. Its product is annotated as putative nuclease HARBI1. NCBI's taxonomy places the organism in Eukaryota, Metazoa, Mollusca, Bivalvia, Venerida, Veneridae. The record is from RefSeq and is a predicted model, not a curated record. Bases 182 to 1195 code for a protein of 337 amino acids. The transcript has 6 exons.
GCUGCAGCCAAUUGUAUAAACAAUUUAACCGCGCGGUUACCACACGGUUACGGUAACCAGCCCGGUAACCUCGCGGUAAGCGAUUGUAUAAAAAACAUCAAAAGCAGUUACCGCGCUAUAACCGCGGUUAAAUUUAACCCAGGUAAAGUAGCUCGGUAACUGCACGGUAACCAAAACCAACAUGGCGGACAUUUUACGCGUUUCACACCGACGACCCCGGCAAUUUCGACGAGUUGAUCGACAAUUGACUGACUUUACGGACGAGGAAUUGCGGAAACGGUAUAGGUUUUCUGCUGACAAUAUUGACAGACUAGUCAGACUUAUUGGACCACUUUUGGUGCGACAAACCCGUCGGAAUCAAGCCCUUACACCCCGACAACAGAUUUUGAUUACCUUGAGGUUUCUUGCCACGGGUAAUUUCAUGCAGGUUAUUGGUGACACCUUUGGUGUGGACAUUGCUACAGUUUCCAGAGUUAUCUCAAAAGUGACUGACAUACUUUUCGGACUGAAAGACCAGGUAAUAAAGUUUCCAAUGACCGACACUGACCGACGAAAAGUCAUGAAUGGGUUUUACGCAAUACGCGGAUUUCCCUCAGUGAUUGGAUGCAUAGAUGGAACUCACGUAAAACUGAUAUCCCCAGGACAACCAGAUGAAGCAGCAUAUGUGAACAGGAAACAUCAGCAUAGUAUAAAUGUACAGGCAACUUGUGAUCAUAAAGGGAAGUUUACAAGCCUAAAUGCGUGCUGGCCAGGAAGUUGCCAUGACAGCCACGUCUUCAGAAUGUCAAGUAUUGGCAGACACUUGCAAAGUCACAACCAAGACCCACAAAAUGGAUACCUUUUAGGAGACAGUGGAUACCCGUGCCGACCAUUUCUUAUCACACCCUUUUUACAGCCAAGAAACGAGAAUGAAGAGCGAUUUAACAAGGCACACAUUUCGACACGCAAUGUAGUAGAGAGAGUGUUCGGAGUUUGGAAGAGAACCUUUCAUAUCUUACAUGGUGAAAUACGCAUGAAACCACAUAGAGUCACACGAAUUAUUGUAGCCUGCGCUGUUCUGCACAAUUUAAGAUUACAGUGGGGUGAGCCUCAAGAGGGCAGUGACUCUGACCAGGACCAACCUCCAACAGAGAUAUUUCAGGGGACUAUGGAUGGCAAAGGAGUGAGGCAGCACAUUGUUCAGACAUAUUUCUAGGAUAAAAUAUAGCUUACAGAUGAUGAGAACCGGAGCUGGGUGUGACGGACGUAUUUUUUAAAUUUUGUGAAAUGAAUUUUAAAUAUAUUAAAAAUAUGUUUUAACCUUUU